Messenger RNA from Saprolegnia parasitica CBS 223.65, 1131 nucleotides. RefSeq lists its product as hypothetical. The coding region runs from base 16 to 1059 and encodes 347 amino acids. The record is from RefSeq and is a predicted model, not a curated record. Gene Ontology annotation, cellular component: cAMP-dependent protein kinase complex. Gene Ontology annotation, molecular function: cAMP-dependent protein kinase regulator activity. NCBI's taxonomy places the organism in Eukaryota, Oomycota, Saprolegniomycetes, Saprolegniales, Saprolegniaceae. Gene Ontology annotation, biological process: regulation of protein phosphorylation. The transcript has 5 exons.
AGCGACGAUCGUGCCAUGGAGUGCUGGCGCUUGCUUUGCUGCUGCUUCCCGUCGGCCCCGAUGAAGGUUCCUGCCAAGCCAGCGGCGCCGCCGGUCGCGACCUUCGCUACCGAGGAAGACCCAGAAGAGAGGAAGCGGCGGGCCAUGGCGCAGAGCCGCGGGCGUCGGCCGUCGGUCAGCUCGGGAAGUCUCCAGGAUGCGAAGACCAGCUCGAAGAAGUUUGUACCGAAGUCCGACGACGCCAUUGAGCGCAUCAAGCGGGCGGUCGCUGGCAAUUUCAUGUUCAAUUCGCUCGACACGGACCAGCAGCGCGACGUCAUCAGCGCCAUGGAGGAGAAGGUCGUGCGCCUUGGCGACGCUGUCAUCAAGCAGGGCGACGAAGGCGACUUCUUCUACGUUGUUGACGAGGGCGAAUUUGAUGUCUAUACGCACAAGAGCCCAGAAGCGCCCGUCUUCCACUACACGAAAGGCAACACGUUUGGCGAGCUGGCUCUUAUGUACAACAGCCCGCGCGCGGCCACGGUCGUUGCGACAACGGACGCCGUUCUUUGGGCACUGGACCGCGAUACCUUUCGUCGUAUCAUCGUCACAGCGAGCAAGUUGCGAUCGCAGAAAUAUGAGUCACUGCUCGUGGGCAUGGAGCUCAUGUCGCACUUGACGAACGCCGAGGUGUCGGUCAUCGCAGACGCGCUCCAGCCUGCCGCGUACCGCGCCGGCGACACCAUCAUCCAUCAAGGCGACGAGGACUACAAUGCGUUCCAUUUCUACAUCCUCAUGGAUGGCGAGUGCAAUUUUGUGUACACGGACGACGAUGGCAAGAGCUCGGUCGUUGGCUCGGUCGGGCCCUGCGGCUACUUUGGCGAGAAGGCACUCACGGAAAAGUCGAAGCGGGCGGUGAGCGUCGUCGCGGCGACCGACGUCACGUGCUUGUCGAUGGACGUGGCGACGUUUGAGCGCCUCAUGGGUCCCUUCCAGGACAUCUUUUCACGCCAAAUCACGAGCUAUGCGAAUGCCAGCGACGUCCACUCGGAACUGCAGAGCGCGCGGACCGAUCUGUAGUCGUAUCUAGUAUAUUUCCAGUGUCGUCGGACGUAAGAAUCACCUCAUCUUCUCUUCGUGUUUACAGACCAG